UCAGGAAAAGACGUCUCAGAGUGAAAGUCAAGAGGUUCUGAUCGCCUCUGGCCUGUACCAGUAUCCCUCCUCUGGAGAAGCAUAGCUUGUUCAGGUGAUUCACCUCCAUCGAAGCACUCAAACGAGAGAUAAUUGCAUGAAUAUCCGAACCUCAUCACCCACUGUAGCCCAUGCCUAAAUAGCACGAUCAUCCUGCGCAACUCUCUCGGGAGACACAAUUUCUCCACAAGAAGCCCAUUCUGUUGUACACCACCCUUUCCUCUGAUCUGGUGAUGGGGAUUUCUUGUCUGGGAGGUCAACAGUGCGUUGCUUUGCUCGGGCUCGAUCCACCUGAUCCACUGAACGUAAACUGGUUGGUUGUUAGACGCCUGAAUUCCUCAUGGGACGUCGUACAGACAUGUCGACGAGAAAGUACUGGAGGGUUUAUCAGUGAGCCCAAAGGACGAGUUUCCUUUGGAAGUGGUCCUUUGGGUUCAACGAAACCGUCUCGGAGGGCAUGCUCACGACGAUCUUUGCAUGCGGGGACUCAAUCUGGAAGCUCAAUUGCAUGGACCGAGAAGAUGCAGGAGCCCGUGUGGACCACCUGUGGAGCUCAGGUCCUUCAUGGGGGCAUUACACGAGCGGCAGAUGCUAGGCACGACAGCGUACAGGCCAAAUUCUCAAGAUCAAGUGAGCUCAGGCUUUGUUAGAUAGCCACAAUGCAACAAAUGAGCAGUUGGCAUUCUGUAGGCUGGGACAGUCACUACAUGUCAUAUUCUCACCGUUUUCCCAGCAAUCUCCAUUGGUCCCGACACCGUUCGGAUGAGCUCUCUUUCCUGAACAAGUUCGGAUUGCUACAGACACCUUUUGUGCCAACCAGCACAUUCUCUUGAGCAAACCUUUCAUUGACAGAAGAGGCUCAACACAAGCUGUGACAGAAGCACUUGUCGCUAUCAAAAGGUCUGAGCUCACCACCGAGGCAGAACAAAAGUUGCAUAAUUCACAGGAAGAGAAGGUUGUCUAGUAUAGUAAAUUAUUUUACCACAAUAAGUGUCUUACCUUUCGAGGUGAGGUAUAAUUUCCAACUAAGUGGCACAGUCAAGUCACACACAUUCUGGAUCUACAUGUGUCUAGAAUUUUCGACACCUUUUUAAACAGAAGGUAUGGUCGUACAAUAUGGUCGUACAAUUCCCUCGUAAGGCUCAUAUAUCUUAGUUCUGAAUGUGGUGUACUAAUGACCUGAAAUUUUAAGAAAGGCUGAAAAUUACAAUAAGAUAUGAAC
This is a messenger RNA of Marchantia polymorpha subsp. ruderalis, 1261 nucleotides long. Lineage: Eukaryota; Viridiplantae; Streptophyta; Marchantiopsida; Marchantiales; Marchantiaceae. The record is from the annotation of a GenBank genome assembly.